AUGGGCGAGGGAGAUGGCGACGAGCCAGCGCUCAUGUCACUGGUGAAUCAGUUCCAGCAGUGGAUCGCCGUCCGUCUCUCCCGUACAUAUAGGACGACGUCGCACAUGGCCGCCACGGCUCUGGCGGGUCUUCCCUCACUGGAACUCCUAGAUUCGGUGUACGUCUACGUAUAUCGCACAACUCGGGAGCGGCGGGAGGGGGAGGACCAAGAGAACGUGGCCAGGGUCAUCGCCCGUAUGCGAAAGGCUACCCGUCAACGCCUUCUCCAGGGGUGGCAAAAGUACCUGGAGGGGGCGACGGGCAACUCGGGCAAUAGGGUCGCCGAGGCAAUCCGACCCUGCCUACAACAAUGGGUAGGCAGGGUCAAAGGAGAGCUGUUCUUCCGGACAACUCAGGUGCUCACCGGACAUUGCUGUUUCGGUGAGUACCUGAACAAAAUAGAAAAGGACCACACUACACGGUGCCACCAUUGCAACGCUGCAGUGGAUUCGGCGCAACACACCCUCGAGGUAUGUCUCUCGUGGGUGGAACAGCGCCGAGUCCUGACAGGAGUGGUGGGAGCGUACCUCUCUCCCUCGGCCUUUAUCAAGACCCAUGUUAGGGCGAGAAGAGGGCUGGUUCACCGUGACCUCCUUCUACGACGACGUCAUGUCGCGGAAGGAGAAAGAGGAAAGGCGAAGUGGAAGACGAACCAGAGGGAAGGCCCAGAAGACAAAGAAGUGCUUUCCCCCCUGCCCGCACACAAACGCGGGAUUGAAGGGAAGCGCGCCGAGGGAAGGCAUAGCGACAAUUUGCUAACGGUUCCUACGCCAGGUGAUCCACCAGACGCGCCACCACCAGGAGGCCAUGCUGGUAACAACGGCAGGUAA
Odontomachus brunneus is the source of this 870-nucleotide messenger RNA. RefSeq lists its product as uncharacterized. The record is from RefSeq and is a predicted model, not a curated record. The transcript has a single exon. Bases 1 to 870 code for a protein of 289 amino acids. Lineage: Eukaryota; Metazoa; Arthropoda; Insecta; Hymenoptera; Formicidae.